CACUAUUCUCGAUUCCCACGCUCCCGUGUAAAUGCUCUCUCAGGAGAGCGAAGCAUUUAAAACAGAGUAUUGGUGAAAUAUUAAUUGCUAAAUCUCUCCUCCUCCUCCUCCUCCUCCUCUGAGUUGAGGAGAGAGAGAGAGAGAGAGAGAGAAAGAGAGGGGUUUGUAGAGGUUUCACUACAGUCGAGGUUCUCUUUCUCUUGCUUCUUUUCUCUCUUACGCAUGCACGGUCUCUUUGUUGUAGUGGUGGUGGCUUUUUCUUUGCUGGGUUUUUGUCUUUUAUCUACCGGGAGCUUUAGCUUUUUUUUUUUUUUUUCUUUUUCUGUUUCUGCUGUUCUUGGUGUUCUGUUUUCGCAGAGAUUAUAGCUAGAAAAGGGUAGUGGGUGGGUGUGUGUAGCAUUCUCUUCUACCUGAUCUUUCCCUUUAAAGGGUUUUGCUUUGUGCGGAGAGCCACAGAGAGAGAGAGAGAGAGAGAGAGAGAGAGAGAGAGAAGGCGGGGUGUGGGAGUUCGUGUGUGAAGGGUUUGUGAUUUUUAAUUUUUUGAGGUGGGUUUUUCUUGGGAACUCGGGAUUCGUAGGUUUUUGGCUCGGAGGAGGUGGAAAAGAGGGAGCUUGGCCAUUUGGCCGAGGCUAAAUUUGUGGGUGUGGGUUUAAGUAGGGUUUUUGAUCGGGGAGGGAUUUUGGUCGACGAGGGUUUGAGGUGGAGAAAGGUUUCUGAGGAGCGACGCAAUGCUGGGUCCUUCGAGCUCUCGGAAGUUGUUUCCUGAGUUGGGUUUCCAUCAGGAAGUAGAAUGCGCUUCCCGGGUAGAAGAUGAACUGCUCAAAUCUUAAAGUGGAGUUAGAAAGUGGAGGCUUUUAGAGAUAUUCUAAAGAAUCUGAUGAUUCAUAAAAAAAAUGCAUUUCGAAAGGGAAGAGGUCUUUCCUCUUACACUGAGGCAAGUUGCAUGUUUUAAGUCUAGGCAGGGGAAGACAAGCCAUGUUUUGGGUAGUAUGAGGUUUUCAGACACAGACUUCCCUUAAUCUGCUUCAUGAGUGUUUUUUGAGCGCUCAAGCCGCAUAAUAGAUUCGAUACGGACGAUUCGAUUCGCAACGGUGUCUCUCGCCAUCGAGAAGCUCUGAAGGUUUUUGUCUGAUGGGUAAUUCAUGCACGAAACAGGACCGUAGUGCGGCGCUGCAGCUAUGCAAGGAGCGCAUGCGGUUCAUUAAGCAAGCAAUCGACUCAAGGUAUGCUCUCUCGGCGGCUCAGCUGUCUUAUGUUCAAUCUCUUCGGAACGUAGGAACUGCUCUAAGACAGUUUGUGGAGGCUGAGACUUUAAUUGAAGUACCUGUCGCAACUUCUGAGCCCGAUAAAUCUCCGUCUCAUUCUUCUUAUGCUUCGCCAUCUCCUUCCCCUCUCGCCGACAAUUUUGGCUCACCUUUGACCAAUGAAAGUCCUUUAAAUCCUCGUAUUUCCGACGUCAGCUUCAUGAGGGCUACAGGAAGUGCUUCUCUAAAAGUUACAGUUAAUUCAACACAAGGCCACUUUGUUGAAGAGGAUGCAUCCCCUACUUUUCCUUUCCCUCCGCCACCUCCGGAUAUUAACUCAUCUUGGGACUUCUUUGAUCCUGUUGUUCCGUUUGAUAAUGUCGGCAUCCAGAAUUUUAAUAGGUUGGGGGAUUUCCAGCAUUCUAAAGAAAAGCAUCUGAGUCCUUCAAUUGGAGAGAAAAAUGAGGUGUUUGGAAAGAAUGAGGAAAAGGCAUCCACCAGUACUAAUUCAGAAGUUGAUUGUCAGAACAAUGGCUUGGAGCCAUAUCAUUUAAUGGGAAGGUCUGGAUUUAUUACAACCGAUGGAAAAAAUGAACGUCUGAAUAGAGUUGCCUCGUCGGAAGUAACCACUUCUGUGUCAAAGGAUGUUGGUGUUGAGAAAGAACCACGCAAUGAAAGGGAAGAUGCGUCUGAGUUCAUAACUCAUAGAGCUAAAGAUUUCUUAACCAGUAUGAAAGAUAUUGAAAGCCGGUUCAGUAAGGCUGCAGAUUCUGGCCACGAAGUGUCGAGAAUGCUGGAAACGAAUAAGAUUCGACUUAGCAUUUCUUCUGAGACAAUAGGGAAAUCUUCACCAUCGUUAGUCCUUACCCCCUUCUUAAUAUGUUGCAUGGCAGAGAACAACACAGCCCAUGAAUCAGACAAGCAGGUUAUUACUUGGAAACGCUCGAUUUCGUCACAGUCAUCAUCAUCAAGAAAUCCUCUUAUUUCGGCAUCAAGGGAUGACGCAACUGAAAGUGGUAGUGAUUUUAUUGAAGAAUUUUGCAUGAUUUCAGGGAGUCAUUCAUCAACUUUAGAUAGAUUGUAUGCUUGGGAGAGAAAACUUUACGAUGAACUGAAGUCUAGUGAGUCCAUCAGUAAGGCAUAUGAUCGGAAAUGCGUCCAGCUUAGACACCAAUUUGCAAGAGACUUAGAUGCCCGCGUGAUCGACAAAACUCGGGCUGUCGCGAAAGUUCUGCAUUCAAGAUUGAGAGUAGCAAUUCAAACAGUUGAUUCAAUUUCUAGAAGAAUCGAGAGGCUAAGGGAUGAAGAACUGCAACCCCAACUCAUCGAACUGAUUCAAGGGUUGAUCCGCAUGUGGAGAAUUAUGCUUGAAACCCACCAUGCACAAUAUAUAACUAUCUCACUUGCCUAUCACACAAAAAGCUCAGCUUUAGUACCACCUAGUGAGUCCUGUAAACGAGCUCUGAUCCACCUACGAAGUGAGAUGGAUUGUUUUGGCUUAAGCUUUUCAAAUUGGGUAAAAGCCCAUAAAUCCUAUGUAGAAGCUCUCAACUCCUGGCUCCAAAAGUGUGUCUUGCCACCACAAGAACGUUCGAGGGGAAGAAAGGUAGCCUUUUCGCCUCGCCGAACCCUCGCCCCUCCAAUAUUUGUUCUCUUGCGGGAAUGGUUGAAUGGAAUAUUGUCGCAAAAUUCAGAUGAAGUUAAUGAUUCUAUAGAUCAGAUCACACUGGUCUUGCAUGAAUGGUUCAAGCAGCACUCACAAUUAAAACAAGCCAAAAAGAAGCUUUCUGAUGAGGAAAAUGAGACAGAGCCGAAGGAAGAGAACAAAGAAGAGAAAUGUAAGGAGAUAGAAUCGAAGGUGGUCAACUUGCAAGGUAGCUUGACAAGAUUGUUUGAUCGGCUAACGAAAUUUGCGGAGGCCAUGUUGAAAACUUACGAAGAGGUCAAACAAGAGAGUGAGAAAGCUCAGGCUGCUUACAUAGAGGGUAGAGUCAUUAGGUAAAUUAAUAUGUAAAUGUAAUUGGUAUCCUUGUAAGUAUUCUGUUUGGGCGAAGUUUUAUAUUUUUGGGAAGCUGUCAAAUGCUGCACGGAGGAAGAGCAUGCUGAUUUUCCGGCAUUGUUUCAACAUUUGCUCGCAGGACGGCUAGUCACAGAGCUAACCAAAGUGCUAUAGAUUUUCAGUGGCUAUGGGAUGUGUUCAUUUAAAAUUUCUCCUGUACAAAAUAUUUUUGGCUUAUCUAAUGGGUUGUUCUAAAUUACUUUUGUCA
Messenger RNA from Ananas comosus (pineapple), 3511 nucleotides. RefSeq lists its product as uncharacterized. The record is from RefSeq and is a predicted model, not a curated record. The coding region runs from base 1132 to 3246 and encodes 704 amino acids. The transcript is spliced from 5 exons. NCBI's taxonomy places the organism in Eukaryota, Viridiplantae, Streptophyta, Magnoliopsida, Poales, Bromeliaceae.